GGCCGCUAUCCAGUGACGUCAAAGAGGCUGCCCCGGAAGCGCUCGAGUCUGCGCCCCCCUUUCCUGGUGUUAAUGCUUCCGGGCGAUAGGUCCCGCCCUUUCCGGUCUGGGCUGGCGGCGAGGUGUCUCUUCUUGAACAUCCCUGCGUGGUGCCAUAUAGAAAAAUAAAAUGCAGAACGACGCUGGGGAAUUUGUGGACCUUUACGUGCCUCGUAAAUGCUCUGCUAGCAACCGAAUAAUUGGUGCUAAGGACCAUGCUUCCAUUCAAAUGAAUAUUUCUGAGGUUGACAAGGUCACAGGCAGAGUCAAUGGCCAGUUCAAAACUUAUGCCAUUUGUGGAGCAAUUCGUAGGAUGGGUGAAUCUGAUGACUCUAUUCUGCGUCUGGCGAAAAAUGAUGGGAUUGUUUCCAAGAAUUUCUGACUGAAGAUGCUCUCUUGAUAUGGAAAAUUUUGUUGUAAAAUAAACAUCUUAAACAUA
Messenger RNA from Pelodiscus sinensis (Chinese soft-shelled turtle), 478 nucleotides. It is a transcript of the gene RPS21, whose product is annotated as ribosomal protein S21. Lineage: Eukaryota; Metazoa; Chordata; Testudines; Trionychidae. The record is from RefSeq and is a predicted model, not a curated record. Gene Ontology annotation, molecular function: structural constituent of ribosome. Gene Ontology annotation, biological process: translation. Gene Ontology annotation, cellular component: ribosome.